AUGACGCCCAAGCGAGUGAGGACUGUCGAGGGCUCAUGCUGGGCCUGCAAGGAUCGCCGCGUCAUAUGCGACUUGCAGCGUCCGCAGUGUUCGCGCUGUGUCUCUGAAGACCAGCCAUGCGAAUAUGGAAAGCUGCGCUUGCGAUGGUGCAACGGAGUAGCUGCUCGGGGCCGUCUUGCCGGUCAGAAAAUGCCGGUUUCGAGCAGUAUUUCUGAACCGCAGCAGCAGCAAAUACAGCGUACGGAAUAUCGAGGACCAUUGUUAAAUGGUCAGACGGUGUCGCCAUCUCCGACAAAAGACGAGGAAACCUUAGAUGGCCGAGACGGAGAAUCAGACCAGUCGUUAUUAUUGUCGUCAUCAGGGAAUCAACGUACUUUGAGCAUGUUGGGAGUAUCGUCGCUCAUGACAGCCGAGCACUUGAUGCUCUAUUUCGAGCGUAUCGUCGUGGACCGCUUCAAUCUAUCCUCAAAGCCGGUGCUGAUAGACCUUGCAUCGGUAUAUAAGUAUCCUGCUCUCCGCUAUUCGGUCACUGCAGUCGCCAAUGCUCAUCAACAACUCUCUCAUUGUUCCGGUCGUCGUGAUGCAUUCCUAUCCAAGCGAACCACGCGUCUGAAAGCAAUCCACAACUUUCGUAUGCAGCUUCAGAGCCCUUACCAGCAGUUGCUGGCUCAGCGGCGCUUCGUUCCUCUAGACCUGUUUAUUGUCAACGUUCUUCUGUGCAUCCUCGACGGCGUAAUUGAUCCCCACGACGAAAGCGCCGCUACCCACGUUCAUUAUCGUGGUGGCCGAGCCAUUCUGGGUCAAUGGAAACUCCUUCAACACCAGCUGCAGCGGCAGAAACGGGGGCUGCCGGCCCUAAUAGUGUCUUGUUUCGCGACAAUGGAUCUGACCUAUUCGCUUCUGACCGGCGAGGAGCAGUACUUCCAACAUACUGCCUGGGCUCAUUUUGCCGGCAGCGAUGCUUGGUGGGGUCUUCUUCCAGAUGGGGACCCAUUCUUAGAUAUCAUGCGCAUCCUAUCUCGUCUAGCCCAGUUGGGUCAUCUUGCACGCGAGACGACGCCAGAAACAGGAGCAGCGGCAGCAAGCUUUGUCGGGAGCGAAGAGCUAGAAUCCCUGUCCAUGGCUUUACAGGGUUAUUCAUCUGCGAUGGACCGUCAGCAACAAUUAGCCUUGAUGCAGGAUGAAGGAUUCCCUUUCAUCAUCACUUCCAGCGACUCCCCACUGUCCAUCGAUCUUUUGUCGCCCAUGUACUCAACUGACUCCGCCUUCGACAACGCCCAGUCCUGGACUAUAUUCUGCAACGCCUACCGGCUAGCCGGCCUGAUAUACGUGUACCGAGUAUUCCGCCAUUUCGACGCGACUCACCAAAUAGUCCAACAAGCGACAAAUCUCGGACUCCGCGCGAUCUGUGAGUCGCGACUCAAGGGCAAACUGGCGCACUGUCUGCUCUUCCCUGCACUCGUGAUUGGAGCCCAUUGUCGGACGAAGACGCAACAAACGGCGGUUCUGGGAGCGAUGCGCUCCACAGCGGCAUUUUUGCAGUUUGGCUCUAUGCGUGUGAUGGAGAAUUUCCUGCAGGGGGUGUGGGCGCGACAUUCAUUGAGCGAGACGGAGGUUAAAUCUGAAUCUGAAUCUGAAUCUGAAUCUGAAUCUUGGUGGGAGUGUUUUGAACCUAUAUCGAAGAAGACAUUCCUUUUCUAG
Talaromyces atroroseus is the source of this 1701-nucleotide messenger RNA. RefSeq lists its product as hypothetical. The transcript has a single exon. Gene Ontology annotation, molecular function: DNA-binding transcription factor activity, RNA polymerase II-specific; zinc ion binding. The coding region runs from base 1 to 1701 and encodes 566 amino acids. Gene Ontology annotation, biological process: regulation of DNA-templated transcription. Lineage: Eukaryota; Fungi; Ascomycota; Eurotiomycetes; Eurotiales; Trichocomaceae. The record is from RefSeq and is a predicted model, not a curated record.